This is a messenger RNA of Plasmodium knowlesi strain H, 4881 nucleotides long. RefSeq names its product conserved Plasmodium protein, unknown function. Bases 1 to 4881 code for a protein of 1626 amino acids. The record is from RefSeq and is a predicted model, not a curated record. The transcript is spliced from 3 exons. NCBI's taxonomy places the organism in Eukaryota, Apicomplexa, Aconoidasida, Haemosporida, Plasmodiidae.
AUGCUCGCCUAUGCUAGAAAAAUUAACCACAUCAAGAAAAUCCUAUACAGAGAAAAGGUAAGGAGAAAUAAAAAAAUCCAGUGUCACAUUCAACACGUACCAUACAACGAUCAGUAUAAAGAAACGGUAACCUUAUCAUACAAAAAGGGGAUACUCACACAGGUGAUUGAGUAUGCAGAAAAGGAAAGGAGCUUUUCCCUCCUCAGUAAUAAUGUGGGAACGCACACAAAAGGGAGAAGUGAUUUUUUGCCACCACGAAAGGGGAGUUACCUAAGCGUCCCUUCUGCUGAAAAUGGUUCUGCAUGGGUUGCCUCCACACCCCAUGGGGCGCCCCCACAAGGAGAAAGGAAUCCUGAAGACGGAUAUACUAAUGGCAAAAGGGGAAGGAACCUUAAGGUCGAGACCUCCUCCCACGAAUCACUCAUUAGUACGUCUCCACAGGGUACCUGUCGAGAAAGCAGGCCAAUCAUGCCCCACACGAGGAAACAUAACAUCAUGGUGAUAAAGAAUUAUCAGGACGAAGGAAAUGAAGAAGGAAAACAAAACAGGUUGGUGAUGCAAUACCAUGUGGGAAGUAUAAAAGGUGUAAUGACGAUUUUGGAUAAAUGCCAAGCGUACAACUACAAGAAUGUUAACGUACUGGAAGAUAUUUGUGAAGUCAUCCCAUCGCUCAGUCUGCAAGACACAAACAUAAAGGACCUCCUCAGUAUUCUACAUGCCUUCAUUAAAUUAAAUUAUUUCAAUGAACGAUAUUUCAAUUAUAUGUUUUUGCGUCUUCUUAAUGAGCAUUCCAUGAGCAACUCCGAUUUGAUAUCCCUUCUGUUUGUUUUGUCCAAUGUAGAAAAGCUUAACGCCUUGAGUUGCGUUCUCCUUUACAAAAUCAAUUUUAUGUUCCUCCAUAGGAUGUACUCCUUCUCCCUACACCAGUUGCAUAAUGUGCUGAAUGCAUACCUGAAAAUGCACAAACGUCUGUCAGAUCGGGAAGAAUUCCAACGGGGAAGUACAUACGAGGAGGCAAAGACGCAUAGACGAGGUGGUCGAAAAAUCAAUUCAAAAUUCUUCGAUCUAUUUUACAAGCUAAGAUUUGACGAGGUUACCAAAACAUGGGGGUCUGCAAAAACAGGGGAGUCUGCCAAAACAGGGGAGUCUGCCAAAACGAAUAGCCCCCUCAAUUCCGUUGAUAUCAUAUUCCGCCUCAUUGAAAUUUUGAAGAAGGAAAAAAUCCCCAUGGAAAAGCUGAACAAAUUUAUAACUCCGCAGGAUUGCCUCAACAAAGCAUUCAUUAAUCACUUGAAGAAAGAAAUAGCACUCCUCCUUCUGAAGAAGUUAAAAUCUGAACAUGUCCUUUAUAACCGACUGGAGAGGAAGCGUCUGUACAGAUUGAGGGAUUCCCUUUUAGGACAUCCUAAAGAAAAGGAUCCCAAUGGGGAAGUAAAAGUGUCAAAAAAAGGAACCCCCCAGUUGGAUUCACAAAAGGAUAAGAAGUCUCCAAUGGGGAUCCACUUAGAGGAGCGAGAACUGAAUUCGGUUCGUACCUCCCCUCAGGAAAAGGGAGGAAACACAGGGUCGGCGGCUAUUCAGUUGAAGCUGAUAAAGAGGGUGAAGAAUGAGCUGAGCGCACGGAUCCUUGUGCCACUGAUAAGGGUAUGUGACAUCCGAGAUGAAAAUCACUACACAAAUGAUAAAGACGGAGAGAAUCGUCUCUCAAGCGACUGCCCUAGUAGUCAUCCUGAUUGUAACCUCCCUCGGAGAAACCCCCCCGUGGACUUCCUCCUCCACUGCUACAAACACCUACCCCUGAAGUUUGAUGCAAAAAGUCUGGUGGUCACUUUAAGUUGCUUCUCCCAGAGAAGACAAACGCAAACUGAUGAAGUGCUUCACAUGCUAAUGAACCUUAUAGAAAAAAAAAUAAAUAAAUUUACUCCAGAACAAAUAGUGGACAUGAUGAAAAGUAUCUCCAACCUGAGAGAUGAAAGAAUACCAAAUGGCAUUCUGAAUUUUUUAAUUAGAUUUCUUUUUAACAAAAAUGGUAUUAUAUACUUGAAGGACGAACACAUAUGUAGUCUCCUAAAUGUCAUUCAAAAAAAAAAAAAAUUCAUUAAUGAAGACGGUAUUCAUUAUAUAAGUCAUUUUGUAGUCAACCAUAAGCCACCUUUUAAAAAUGUGAAAAAUAUGUUUUCCUACUUUUCCUUCCAUUUUCAUUUUAACAAAUUUCAUAACCACUUCUUAAGUGCACUUUAUUGUUCCUUCCUCAGUGACAGUACAGAUGGGGAUUUCCUCCAACUUGAUCAUCUUAAUCGAGCUUUAUCGUCCACUUUGGUAAUUCCCACCACUUGGAAAUAUCAAAAAAGGGUCUUCAAAAAAAUUGAUACUUGUCUGUUGUCCACUUUGAAGAGAAUGAACCGUUCGGACUACUUCCCCCGUCUGAGGGACCUCUCUGAUGCGGUUCAACUUAUUUUCCACAUGAACAGCUCCAUGACGAGCGAGGUUUACAAAUCGUACGAGGGUGAAAUAAAUAAAAUGAGGCGGAAUAAACGUUCCCCUUGGGAUGAUACCACAAAUUGGGUAUUUGCAACGAAGAAUGGCGCAAAUGGACAAGUCAGAAAGGUUAACUCUACAAAGAUCGCAAGACACAAGGAUGGAAGACAAAAAAGGAAACUGCAAUUUUAUUACGCACGCAAUCCGUACAAUGAAGUGUAUCUCAUGACGUCAUCCUUCAAUUUAAGAAUCUUCAUUUUGAUAAGAAAAAUUGUCCACAAGGUGUUAAAUGGUAAGGGAUGUGCUAACUUGCACAGUGAAGAAAUCGCUCUCCUCGUAAAGGCAGUAACAAAUCUGCACGAAUUGCAAAAAAAAAUCACCAAGAUGAACGGAACAUACACCUAUUUUUACGUUGGAACAAAGUGGAGAUGCAAAAAAAACAAAACUAUAAACACGUAUUUCUUAAAAAUAAUAAACCAAAUUAACAAAGAUAUUCUCCAAUUUUUGUGCAAAAUGGAACACGAAAGGAUCUUUCUCUGUAACGUUCACAUGCUAAGGAGUAACUACCUGUUUGAGCCGCUAAUGAAUGAACAAUUCGUCCUGUCCCAUCUUCAACAAAGUGUGCGCCGCAUGGAGAACCGACCAAUCAGCACAGACACUACCGUUCUUUUCUUCAAUUUUCUGAGUUCAUACAAAAUUGACGAAAUGGUGUUGUCUAGCAGGGGUGUACACUUGAAGGAUAUGUUACAAAGCGCGUCUGUGUCGCGAGCAGACUUCGAGCAACUGGAGAGGACGCUCAUGAAGGCCUUCCUAGAUAGUCAAAAAAUCGAAAGUCCAAACCGAAAAAGAGAAAAGCUGUUUGCACACAUGUACAGUGAGAAGAAGAGACCAAAGUCUACCAUAAGAAACGCCAUAAAGUAUUUCUUUUUAACGUAUAAAUUCAGAAAUUGGGAAUAUCUAAAAAAGUACCAACAGGAAAGGAAAAUCUACAUAAAUAAAAUUUCUAAAAACCUGGAGAGAAAAAUGUUAAAAAGGAAAAUAAAAAAAAUGGACGAUCUGGUUAAGCGGAAUGUCAGCUUUAAACAUAUGAACAAGUACAACAAAUUUUUAAUUUUCAAAUUUACCUCAAAAUGGAAAAACAAAAGAAAAUAUUUAGUCCUUAAAUGCACCAUUAAUUCGUCCUAUGUGGACGCAAAUGAUAUGAUCGAGUUGUUGUUCAGCUCAGUUGUUAUGUCCAUUAGACAUUUUGUCAAUCACCCUAAGGGGAGUUUUCUCCGCGCACCAGGGCAUCCCACCUGUGAACCCCCUAUGCCUGAAUACUCCAAAUGUGUGACAUUCCUGCUAAAAAAAAUGAUUGUAUUGAAGAAACCGAAAAUUGUUAACAUUACAUACCCUCUCUACUUUAAACUCUGUCUCUGUAUUGAAGCCAUUAAAUGGGUGUAUCCCAAACUGAUGAAAAAUUAUGGGCACAUAUUAAUGUACUGGAAGAAAGUGAUGGCCACGCAUUUGGGGGGCGAGAAGACCUUUAAAAAUUAUUUCGAUUAUGCGCAGAGCGGAGGUGGCGCCUGCAUCAACGCUAUCAACGAGAAUCGUAUGUUGAGUGCAUCCCACAUGCUAGGAAACGGGAAUGAUUGGGGUACCGUGCCCCACACGGUUACCCCUUCAAAAGGGAAGACACAACAGAGCCUCAUGAACCACAGAAAUGACGCUCUCCAAAGGUUUCUAACCUACCCCUCCAUUUCACAAACAAAUUACAAAUAUAAAUUAAAAAGUAAAAAAAAAUACUCCCUCGAGAAUUGUCUUUACUUUAAAAAUUCCAAAUGUUACAAAAACAUAGUCUUCCAUGACAUGCACGAGCACGUGAGCUACCUCCAAAACAUUUCUCACCAACUGUACAUUAAUUUCGUGCACUGGAAGAGAAGACAACUACGGCGAAGUAACAACCAGGGCGGACAAAAAAAAAAAAAAAAAAAAAAAAGAAACUAUAAAAGUGUAAUACAAUUGAACUGCAACUAUGCCAAACGAAAUAGCAUACUGUACAAAUGCUCCUUCAACAUAAUUGACGUAAAAAAAGUGGAAAUGUUUCAUAGCCAUCUGGUCAGAGUAGACGUCGCUAAACGUAACCGUACCGGCAACAUACGCACCUUUUUUGUCUUUCCCUACGCGCCCUUUAACCUCAACACAGUUGUAAAAAAUGGCACAAGCACAGAUAACGCCAUGCAGUUGUGCGCAUCCACAUUUUGCAAACGUGAAUUAUUCUUAACUUUAUUUUUGAUGAACGCGGAAUUGGCGAAGCACAUCCAGACAGAGAUAAAUAUUGUGCCCGUAGCCACGGACAAACUGAACAACAUCCGCAGCAGAAAGCAGCUCCAUUUGUACUUAUCAGCAAAACUGUUAUGUUGA